UCUCGCUCGCUCUCUCUCCACGCUUCUAUUUCCUUCUCUUGUCCCUAGAUCUGAAUCGUCGUCUUCUCCGUUGGUCGCGGAUCGAAUCGAGGGUUGGGGGAGGAUGCCCAUGGCGGAAUCGGUGGAGGAUCCCGGCGGCGGAUUCUUUCGAUCGGACCUCGGCGACGGGCGCUCCGACCACAACGACGACAACCUAUCGAUCAGCCUCGGCGACCUCUUCGCCAUACUCGACGAGGAGCCGCGCCAAUCGCAGCCCUAUCCUGCUGUGGCUGCUCAAAAGAGUAUUUGCCAAGGGAAAGUAGCCGAUCCCAUUGUCAAUGAGAAGGUCUUUCAACCUCAGGAUGCAGAUUGGAAGGACCUUGGUGAAGAGUUAGGGUGCAACCUGAGGGAUAUCGAUGCAUCUAAUUGCCAGAAUCUCACAAAAUUUCAACUUUUGUCCGAAUCUGAAGAAAAUUUUGAGCCAUUCAUGAUCAAUGAGAAGAGCCAUCGUGUUUCAGAACAUGAUAGUUCUAAGAACUCAUUUUCUUUUAUGUCAAAUCAUACACCUGACUGGUUAAGCUACCCUACUUUGGAAUACAAUAUGCUAAAUUCAAAUGUUGCUCAUGAUACUGAUGGAGCAUAUUUACUUACAUUGGAACAUGCAAAUCUUGGGAAUGGAUUAUACUUGGAUGGAAAUGAAGAGAGGGACUACAAAGAAAUGACUGGCGUUAAAGAAAUUGAAUCAGGUACAAAAUUUAUGCCAUCACUCCUGAUGCAAAAUGGUGGAACUGGUGCUUUGCCUGAAAGAGAUCUUUCUGGAUCAAUGACAAGGUAUGCAUUUGUGGAUCAUGAGGCUACUUUGCCAUAUGCAUUUCCCGGCGAGAUGAACACUAGUGAGGCAACUGAAUUACAGUGCAAUACAAGUGGGAGUUGUUUGACAUUACACCGGGAGUCUAUUAGUGAUGAAAACAAGAAUGGAUCAAAGCAGUUUAUAUCAGCGGUAUAUCAGCAGCCAUUAUUACCCCAUGUAAAGGAAUCUCUGAUUCGCAUUAAUGAUAAACGGAAGGAUCAGCUUCUUCACUCUCAUAAUUCAGGUAGAAGCAGUGAGGUGCAGUUGGGUACACAAGAACUACUUGACAUCUCUUUGUCAGGGUUCCCAAUGUCUUUUAUGGAUGCAUCUUCUCCUAGCACCUUAUCAUUUGAGCAUUGUGAAGAUAUUCAUUUCAGGAGUGAAUCUAGCACAGACUCUUCUCCACAUCUCUCAAGCAGAAACUCUACGUCUGAAAAUUUUCAUACAUCUUCACUUGAUACCACAAAACAAUUCAUGUUUGAUUCUAAUGUAUAUUCUAAUAUGAAGAAAGAAACAUUCUCCAAGAAUGAAACGGAAGACAAGAUGCUGCCAUCUUCUGUUAAACAGCCUGGUAUUCCUGAAGAUACUGGUAAUGUCCAUAUGGAUGAGUAUGAUGAGGAAGAAGAAGAUGAUGAUACUGACUUAUAUAUUGUUGACAAUAUUAGUGAUCCUGCCCAUCCCCCUCUGCCACCUGUCCAUCAGAAACCUAAUCUGAUAUAUCAGCGAUCUGCACAUGGAGAGGCAUAUUACUCCGGGUUUGGAGGGAUGAGGUUGAAGGCAAAUGAUGAAAGAUUAACCUUUCGGCUUAUAUUGCAGGAUCUUUCUCAGCCAAAGUCUGAAGCUACCCCACCUGAUGGUCUUUUAGCUGUUCCUCUGCUGAGACACCAGCGAAUUGCUUUAUCCUGGAUGGUGCAAAAAGAGUGUGCCAGCCUGCACUGUUCUGGCGGGAUUCUUGCAGAUGACCAGGGAUUGGGUAAAACAGUAUCUACCAUCGCACUAAUUUUGACGGAACGAUCUCCAUCAUCACGAUCUUCUACAAAGGAAAAUCUAGAUAAUUAUGAAACUUUGGACUUGGAUGAUGAUGAUGAUGAUGAUGGUGAUGUUGCCGAAGUCUAUAAGACAAAUAUAACAAAGCAGCCACGGAUUUCUACUCCAGCGAAAAAAGAGAACCUUAUGAUGGUGAUGAGCAGGCCAGCAGCUGGAACCUUGGUUGUUUGUCCUACAAGUGUUCUUCGACAGUGGGCUGAGGAACUCCAAAACAAAGUUACCAGCAAAGCUAAUUUAUCAUUUCUCGUGUAUCAUGGAAGUAACCGCACAAAAGAUCCGAAUGACCUUGCCAAGUAUGAUGUUGUACUCACCACUUAUGCAAUUGUAAGCAUGGAAGUUCCAAAGCAACCGCUUGUUGACAAAGAUGAGGAGGAGAAAGUGAAGCCCGAUACCUCUACUUCCUCGGUGGGACAUAUUGGUGGUAAAAAGAGGAAAAUUCCUGGUUCUUCUGUGAAGAAUCCGAAACUUGAGAAGACAAUGGAGAAUGCUUUGUUUGAAUCUGCUGCUAGACCUCUUGCAAGAGUAGGUUGGUUCAGGGUAAUAUUGGAUGAAGCACAGAGUAUCAAGAAUCACAGAACUCAGGUUGCUAGGGCUUGUUGGGGUUUACGGGCCAAACGAAGGUGGUGCUUGUCUGGGACUCCCAUACAGAAUGCAGUAGAUGAUCUUUACAGCUACUUCAGAUUUCUCAGAUAUGAUCCAUACGCAGCUUACAAGUCAUUCUGUUCCAUGAUAAAGGUACCAAUCAACAGAAACCCAACUAAUGGGUACAAAAAGCUUCAAGCUGUUCUGAAGACGAUAAUGCUACGCCGGACUAAAGGGACGCUGAUUGAUGGACAACCAAUUAUCACUUUGCCGCCAAAGACUGUAACUCUCAAGAAAGUAGACUUCUCGAUGGAGGAACGUACUUUCUACUCCACUCUAGAAGCCGAGUCGCGUGAACAGUUCAAAGUAUAUGCAGAUGCUGGAACCGUCAAACAAAAUUAUGUCAACAUUUUGUUGAUGCUGUUGCGGCUCAGGCAGGCUUGUGAUCAUCCUCUUUUGGUCAAGGGAUAUGAUUCUUCUUCUGUUUGGAGGUCCUCUUUAGAAAUGGCGAAGAAACUUCCAAUGGAAAAACAACAAAAUCUACUGAGUUGCCUCGAACAUUGUUCAGCAAUUUGCACAAUUUGUAAUGAUGCACCUGAAGAUGCUGUAAUUACUAUUUGCGGCCAUGUUUUUUGCCACCAAUGCAUUUGCGAGCAUCUUACUGGAGAUGACAGCAUCUGCCCCUCAGCUGGGUGCAAAGUCCGUCUUAAUGUCGCCUCAGUGUUCUCUAGAGGCACAUUACAAAGUGCUCUAUCUGGUGUAACCGGCGGUGAAUGCUGUCCUAAUGAUUCUGGUUCAGAAAUGACCCAGGCAGGACUCUUCUAUGAUUCUUCCAAAGUGAGAACUGCAUUGCAGAUUUUGCAGUCACUGCCUCGAGCGGCGAGGCAGGACUCUUCUAUGACAACCAAGUCUGCAAAAUUAAAUGAUGAAACUGCUGAGAUUAGUGACGGUAAAAAUUUCGGGCCAAUUAUAUCUUCAGACUCGUGCGUAACAGAAAAGGCUAUCGUCUUCUCUCAGUGGACUGGGAUGCUGGAUCUAUUGGAAGUGCCUUUAAAAGAUUCUUCCAUACAGUAUAGGAGACUUGAUGGAACAAUGUCUGUUGCUGCCAGGGAGAAAGCUGUAAAAGAUUUCAACACUCGUCCAGAGGUAAGUGUCAUGAUUAUGUCAUUGAAAGCUGCGAGUCUCGGCUUGAAUAUGGUGGCCGCCUGCCAUGUUCUUCUUUUAGAUCUGUGGUGGAAUCCUACUACAGAAGACCAAGCAAUUGAUAGAGCACAUCGUAUUGGCCAGACACGUCCUGUAACUGUUUCACGCUUAACAGUGAAGGACACAGUUGAAGAUCGCAUACUAGCUCUCCAGCAAAGGAAGAGGGAAAUGGUUGCUUCUGCAUUUGGAGAAGAUGAAUCUGGUUCUCGCCAGACUCGCUUGACUGUGGAGGACUUGAAGUAUCUUUUCAUGGUGUAGUUGCCUCGCUUUCUCUUCCGCACAGUUUUGCUCAUUGGAUUAGCUAAAAUAGGCGUUAACAGCUAACUGCUUCCUCUAGCGCAUCAUUUUACAUUGUGUACCUAGGCAGCAGCUUAGAAGGUGAUUAGCAUUUCAGCUGGCGAUGAGGUACCGGCCCUGUCCUAUGUGAAUACUAAUUUGAAAGGCAUGUAUAAUUUGAUUAGUUUUUCAUCAGUUUGUGGCAUCAAUGACCCUGCUAUCCUCGAAAGCGCACAUUAGACGGAGUACUAACCAAUUUGUGAAUAGAUGUGGAAUCUGGGUAGCUUCGUAUAUUUUUCAUUGCUGACCCUCCUUUGUUUUGGUUUUGAUCUCUAGUUGUCGCUUUACAGGUUAAGAAUAGAAGAAAAGAUGUAUUGUUCUUUUAACUAAUUUAUUUAUAUUAUUUGUAAAGCUCCAUAUUGUUUUCAAUGGUCUGGGAAAUUACGGUAUCCAGCUCCGUGGUUUUGUUAGCUCGAGUUUGAGGCUGAUCUGUUCGUAUACUCUUAAUUCAUUUUUGUGGUUCUUCGAA
Messenger RNA from Ananas comosus (pineapple), 4466 nucleotides. RefSeq names its product helicase-like transcription factor CHR28. Gene Ontology annotation, molecular function: metal ion binding; ATP binding; ATP-dependent chromatin remodeler activity. The record is from RefSeq and is a predicted model, not a curated record. The coding region runs from base 104 to 3919 and encodes 1271 amino acids. Lineage: Eukaryota; Viridiplantae; Streptophyta; Magnoliopsida; Poales; Bromeliaceae. The transcript is spliced from 12 exons.